This is a messenger RNA of Megalobrama amblycephala (Wuchang bream), 1775 nucleotides long. Its product is annotated as vesicle-associated membrane protein-associated protein A-like. The transcript is spliced from 6 exons. Gene Ontology annotation, cellular component: endoplasmic reticulum membrane; plasma membrane. Gene Ontology annotation, molecular function: FFAT motif binding. Lineage: Eukaryota; Metazoa; Chordata; Actinopteri; Cypriniformes; Xenocyprididae. Gene Ontology annotation, biological process: neuron projection development. The coding region runs from base 281 to 1012 and encodes 243 amino acids. The record is from RefSeq and is a predicted model, not a curated record.
CUGAAGUGAUUCUGAUGAACCGAAUAAUUCCCGCGUCUUUGUCGAUUCAUUAAACAGACAUAUGUGGAAAUAAGAUCAAAUUAUUCUGUCAGAGAAUAAAAAACUAGCAGUUUCCCCUCAGUUCAUCUGAGUGACGUGUCCCGCCGUGCGCGCAGCCGGCCUGCCUCUAGUGCUCGAGCCGCGCGCGGGUGUGUGAGUGUGUGUGAGUGAUCGUGAGUGCGCGCGCGUCGUGGCCGGGGCUCUUGAGCAGCACGCGAGUGUGUCCCGUUUAACGGCUGUCAUGUCCAAACUGGAGCAGAUUCUGAUCCUCGACCCGCCGAGCGACCUCCGCUUCAGAGGACCCUUCACAGAUGUGGUGACCACUAACCUGAAGCUGAGGAACCCGUCCGACAGAAGAGUAUGUUUCAAAGUGAAGACCACAGCUCCUCGCCGCUACUGCGUGCGGCCCAACAGCGGCGUCAUCGACCCCGGCGCCACGGUCACCAUCUCGGUUAUGCUGCAGCCGUUUGAUUACGACCCAAAUGAGAAGAGCAAGCACAAGUUUAUGGUGCAGACGAUUUUCGCGCCACACGGGGCGUCGGACCUGGAAGCGAUGUGGAAAGAUGCCAAACCGGACGACCUGAUGGACUCUAAACUGCGCUGUGUGUUUGAAAUGCCGUCAGACAGUGAAAAGAUGAAUGAGCUGGAAUCAACCAAAGCUGCGUCCGUUCUGAACGCGUCGAAGGCCGACGGGACGUCAGGAGCCAAAGCCGGCAAUAUGGACGACGCGGAGAUGCGGAAAGUCAUGGAAGAGUGCAAGAGACUGCAGUCAGAAAUGGGAAAACUGCUAGAUGAAAACCGCCAACUCAAGGAUGAAGGUCUGAGGAUGAGGAAGGCCAAUCAGUACGACAGCUCGGUCUCGAAGUCUUCGGCGAUGCUGAGCAAAGAGCCGGCCUCCAAAUCGCUGCCCUCGCUGCUGGUCGUCAUCGCCGCCAUCUUCAUCGGGUUCUUCCUAGGGAAGUUUGUCUUGUAGAGGUUCUGGGCCUGGCGAGCAAAGCGCGCGUUCUUGUCGAUAACCGUUGCGUCUGCGCAGACGAGCCCUACGGCAGCGGAAAUAAACGUGUCUGUGUACAGGAUCAUUCAAACGGGCCUUGCCUUUCUCACACGGUUAGUACACACACACAAGCAAACACACACACACACACACUCUCACACACACACACUCAGAAACGAUGGCUCGUUUCUCCCUCUUUUCCGCCGUCUGUGGUUCUGGGUGGGUUUUUCUGGGGGUCGGGGAAGAAGAAAUCGUCCAUUUGUCAAAGCAUCACUAGCAGCCCAACGGAGGCACUGUGUGUGUGUAGAGACCUUGAAAAAACGUCAACCUAUGAAUAAAUAAAAGGACGUGUUUCUCUUUUUCUCUGUGGUUUUAUUAAGAGUUUAAUGGAAUGUUUUAAGUGUCAUGUACAUGUUCUUUUAGAUUCUUUUGAGAAAAAUGGGAAAUGCAGAUUCGUCGUAAUAAAAGAAAAACAAACCGAUCGUCUUUGCUACUUGUCGCUGGAUGGUGGCGUGACACGCGUUCCCAUUCCACCUUUAUUUUCUUGAAUGUGACGACGUCAGCUGGGAACAACACGCCUCCUCCUCACGAACGAGCCCGCUGACACAAUCGUUUCAUGGAGUUUUCUUUAUGCAGAUUAUAUAUUCAAUUGUGAGGCAACUUGACUGAAUAAAAUCUCCAUUUGCAGUCCUGUCCCGUGGUAUUGAUCAUUGCUGAAAUAAAGAAUCUUUAACACUCUUCA